AUGCCCGUCGAGCCCCUCACCUUCCGAUUCCUCGGCACGGGCACGUCUGCCGCUUUGCCCGUCGGCCCCUGCCUCGCGGGCGUCUCCAAGCCGUCGCGCGAUGUCGGCGAGUUCCUCAAGUUCUACGAGCAGCACUCCUCCUCCGACGCCUCCCCCUCAAGAUGGCUCGGGUACGACCCGAAGGGCGAGUGGCCGGCGAAUGUGCCGUGUGCAUCGUGCCGUGCCGCUGUCGACCGCAGCGUUCCCGACGGUUGGAAGAAUAGGCGCGGCAACCCCUCCCUCGUCAUCAGCCGCGGGGGCAAGAAUCUCCUCGUCGACGUCGGCAAGACGUUCCGCGAGCAGAGCGUGCGCUACUUCCCGCGCUGGGGGAUCAAGUCCAUCGACGCGGUCCUAAUCACGCACGGCCACGCCGACGCUUACAACGGCCUCGACGACCUCCGCGAGUGGUGUAAUCGCCAGGGAGCCGCGAUCCCCAUCUUCCUGACGCAGACGACGUUCGAGACCGUCUCCGCCUCCUUCCCAUACCUUGUGGACAAGACGAAGGCUUCGGGCGGCGGCGACCUGCCCAGCCUCGACUUCCGGAUCAUCAAGGACGACGAGGAACUCGACGUCCUCGGCAUUCAUGUCCAGGCCCUUCCGGUUGAGCAUGGCAAGUACUUCACCCCCACGCCUGCGGCCGAGGUUGGACCGAGCAAGCCCGCGACGCCGGCGCCGGGCAAGUGCUGUGGCGACGACGGCAAGGCGACGGAAGAGCACAAGGCGAGCGGCGAGCAGAAGGACGGCGCUGUCGCCAACGGCGGGGCCAACGGAGGCAAGAAGGAGGAGGUGACCUACGUCCCGCAUCCCGAGCAGCGCGUCACGACGGGGUACACGCCCUUCCUCUGUCUCGGCUUCGUCUUUGACCGCUCGCUCGUGUACCUCUCUGAUUUCUCCCUGAUCACCGACUCGCAGUGGGCGCUCCUUGACCGCGCGACGGCUCAUCACCAGCUGCCCCUCACGCUCAUCGUGGACGCCCUCUGGCCCGUCCGCCCGCAUACCUCGCACGUCUCGUUCCCAGAGGCCAUGAGCGUGGCGGAGCGCAUCAAGCCUGUUCACACUUGGGUGCUCGGCAUGACGCACCCGACGACGCAUGAGCAGUGGGCCCGCAUGGGACGUAGCGUGAAGGGAGUCGAGGAGGAGGAUGACAUCACGACGAAAGAGCUGCUCCGCAAGGUCUGGGACAGCUAUGAGAUGCGGACGAACGGGGACAAGAUCAGGCACUGGGGAGGAGACGUCGAGCCCGCUUGGGACGGACUCGGCGUUACUGUCGACCAGGAGGGCGUGCACGAGAUGCCACUGGGGCAGGGCAGUGCCGGCGGCUGGGAUAUUUAA
Trichosporon asahii var. asahii CBS 2479 is the source of this 1371-nucleotide messenger RNA. RefSeq lists its product as uncharacterized. The record is from RefSeq and is a predicted model, not a curated record. The transcript has a single exon. The coding region runs from base 1 to 1371 and encodes 456 amino acids. Lineage: Eukaryota; Fungi; Basidiomycota; Tremellomycetes; Trichosporonales; Trichosporonaceae.